UAUUUUUCCUUUAAAUAAUUUUAAUACUAAAUUUGGGAAUAUAAAUAGGCAUACCAUAAUAAGCAACCAGGCUUAAGAUGUGGUAAUUUAAUAUUUAACAUAUAUAGCAUUAAAAAAUCAUACUCAAUAUCUUAAUUAUAUGGUUGAUUCAUGAGUACUUUGUUAAGGGAUUUUGUAUUAGAAUAUAUGUAGAUUUAAUUGUCGUUGGUUUGGACAUGUUAUUUUUGAAUAAUUAAUUUAAUUUUCAAAAAAGAAACUCAGGUAAACAGUACCCGUGAGUGGGUAUUUUGUAGGGUAUUUUUGUUUUGAACAUAUGAAUUUAGGUUAUUUAAUUUAAUUUUUUUAUUUAAAUAAUUUUAAUACUAAAUUUGGGAAUAUAGCUUGGCAUACUAUAAUAAGCAACCAGGUUUAAGUUGUGGUAAUUUAAUAUUUAACAUUUAUAUUAUUGAAAAAUCAUAGUCAAUAUCUCAAUUAAUCCCUUCUCCUAGGAGGCAGCUUAAAUGAUAGCUGGAGAAGUUCCAUGUAUAAAAGUAAAUAAAUUUAAGUUUUUUUUAACCAUAUUUUAAAAUCAAACUUUAAAAUUAAACUUUGAUUGACAUUGUCCAUUAGUUUUGGGGUCGACCACUACAAGUUGUUCCGUAACUUUAACCUGUUCAGUUUUUCUUUUUCUUUUUGUAAGUCGAAUGAGGUUUAUUCAUAGCUGAUUCCUCUCAUUUAACGGUUAUUUUGAUUUCAAGGCUUGCUGUUCAGCUACAACUUUGUGGACUUGGGUAUAUUAAAAGUCUUCAUAACGUACUUCACAUACACAAGCGGUUAUAAACUCAAGAAAGCUGCAGCAUUUGUGAAUAUUCGGGAGGGGCUAUCAGCUUCACUUGAAUUCAUCCACAAUAAAUACGCUUUUCUGAGUCACCUCAAACUCAUUAUAUGUUCAGGGGUCUCCUUCUCUUGUGGAUUGUUGUUUCUGUACUUUACAGCCUUGCAAAAAUUUCCAGAUUCAAAGACUGACAUAUUGAACAUAACUGGAGUGGUUCUGUUAGCAGUGGGUGAACCUGGAUUGAAGACUUUCUUGAUGGCAUUUUUUGCUGAUCAGCUGAGAGCCCAGGAACCGAAACGAUACGUAAAUGAGGAUCGAGUGCAGGCUCGAAGGAGGAUGUGGUGGCUUGUUACCUGGUUUUGCAGUGCAGCAGCCGUAUUAUUUGUAUACAACGCCUCAUGGCCAAAAUUUUUCAUUAUUUCAGUAUCAAUCAUGGGGAGCACUCUGAUCCUGUUCUUAUUGGGUAUCUGUGUUUAUCAUUGCAAAGAAUCAGCUGGCCGUGGCAGGCGAUUAUCUAUUUUCUCUGUUGUCAAGCCCUCCAUACUGAAAUGGAGGCUCGAUGAUCCCACUUCCCCAAAUCAGUUCUUUGGUAAUGAUGGAAAUCAAUUAUAUUUGUCACCUCGAAUCAAAAUCCUCGGAAGGCUAAACAAAUCUGCCAUUAUAGAGUCCUCCAAUCUUAGCCCAGAAGAACAACGAAACGCGGGAAGGCUUUGCACAGUGAGAGAGGUACAGGAGAUAAAACUUCUUUUUAAAAUGAUUCCCCUGUGGAUCAACUUCCUUGUUUUGGGUUUGUUAUUAUCAACAGGAGAUACCUUUUUCCCUGAGCAAGGAAACAACAUGAUUCAUGCAAAUUUGAUCGACAUUUUGGUUAUAAUUCGACCCAUUUCGCGCAAAAUCCUGGACUUUCUGUUGAAGUUACUUGUUCGAUACUGGGAUACAAAAACUAAGAAAAAAGCCCAAAUUUUUAAAAUUUGGGCUGGAAUGCUGCUCUCUGUCUUCUGCUUUACUGUUGCCUGGCGGCUUGAAGAUCACCGCUUGAAUAUAGUCAUCGAAGAAGGAUUACUAGAUGAGGCUGAUGACGUGACUGUUCCGAUGAGCAUCUUUUGGCUAGCUCCACAGUUCAUCCUUUUAGGUCUCAUACAGGGCCUUGCCACUGAUGGGUUGGAUGAAUUUGUGACUUACGAGUUCCCGGAAUCCAUGCAGGAAUACGUAAAAUCAAUCAAUGGGCUUGUCAUCGGAAUGGGAAGCUUCCUUAACAUAUUAUGUGUCCAUGCAAAUGGAAGCCUUUUCUCUGACACUUUGAACCAUAGUCACCUGGACAAGUACUAUCACACAAUGACAGUGGUUGGUUACAUCAAUUUUUGUAGCAGUUUUUUCAUUUCAACAAUCUAUACGAGGGAUGAAGGUAGGGUAGCAGUGGAUGAGAUCAUACAAACACCUGAUGCUGAUCCAGUUUAAUCAAAACUUUAUUAGCUAAUUAUGUUUAUUCAUUUUUGGUUGAUGAAUUUGUUCACUCUUUGCUCUUGUAACUUAGUUUACAUGCACGAAUGAUGUCUGUUUAUGUUAUAAAUUUUCAUUUAUUAACUCA
Molecule: messenger RNA, 2402 nt
Organism: Mangifera indica (mango)
Lineage: Eukaryota; Viridiplantae; Streptophyta; Magnoliopsida; Sapindales; Anacardiaceae
Product: protein NRT1/ PTR FAMILY 5.5-like
Exons: 3
Coding region: 1070-2272 (400 amino acids)
Biological process (GO): transmembrane transport
Cellular component (GO): membrane
Molecular function (GO): transmembrane transporter activity
Source: RefSeq, a predicted model, not a curated record